Molecule: messenger RNA, 1297 nt
Organism: Etheostoma spectabile (orangethroat darter)
Lineage: Eukaryota; Metazoa; Chordata; Actinopteri; Perciformes; Percidae
Gene: lyrm1
Product: LYR motif containing 1
Exons: 5
Coding region: 122-487 (121 amino acids)
Cellular component (GO): mitochondrion
Source: RefSeq, a predicted model, not a curated record
UGGUUUUUCUUUGCAACCGGGGACGUCAUCAUCACGCGACAUAUGUGUUUCUGCUCUCCUAACUAGCAACUCGUCGAACAGUUCUUCAAACACAGUCGGUAACUGCAGUUUUUGAGCAUCAAUGACGUCCUCCACUCGCAGCAUUGUAUUGUCACUGUACACGCGUGUGUUUCGCAUCGCCCGAAGCUGGCAGGCACAGAGUGGAGUUGCAAGUGACACAGAGAGGGAGAGACAAUACAUACUGCAGGAGGCCUGCACUCUGUUCAGACAGAACCAGCAGCUCACAGAUCCAGAAUCAAUAAAUAGGUGUAUAGAAGAAUGUGAAGCAAGGAUAGAAAUAGGUCUACAUUACAGGAACCCAUAUCCAAGGGCUACGUACCUACCACCAAUGGGACUGGCAACUCAGAAAGGCAGGAAGAUGCGAGCGCAACAGCGCUGGAGAAAGCAGGCCAAGCCAAUAUACUUACAGUCACAUGACGACACCUGAUGCUCGAUAACCUCGCUCCUCGCCAAGAGUUCAAGUUACCACAGGCAGGAAACUAGAGUGCAGUCACAAGCUGAUCUCAUGUGCUGAGUUGUUGCAAGCGCUCAGUGAUGCAAGAACACCUGUCAAUUAGGAACAAGUCAUUUUCCGUUUUUCAUUUUCUGACUGUAAACUGCAGCAGUGUAGCUCAGGAAGGCAGUCAGCAUGGACUGACCUGUAAUAUAAGAUCAAGUUGUAUAUUUUAUUUAUUUUUAUGUGUAAAAACUGUGAUAUCUACUUUACAUCCUUUCACACCUGCUAAGACACAAAUAAAGUUGUAAUUAAAUCUUUUAUUUUAAUAAUACUUAGGUGUGUUGACAUGCAGAAUUCAUGUAGUAUCUAGGUAAGAUAUUACACUCAGCAGUGACCAUCUUCUCUUUUCCAGCAUGCACCUGUUUAGGAACUACCACCUAGUAGUUGCCCCAUUCCCUUAGCUUUUCCAUAUUGGUAGUCCAUUUAUUCAUGAAGAAAAUAUAAAAUAAACUCCAGGAUUGUUGGCAACAGCACAGAGGAAGCUGGAGAUACAAGUCAUUUUUCACUCAUCUAAAAUUCAUUGUAGUGUAUGCAUAUGGUGUACUUCCUUUUGAAUUUCUGAUAAACUAAAGAGGAAGGACUGGGUGAGGUAGACAAAAAGGCCAAUUAUAGUACAGUGCAUUUCCAUGAUAACAGACAUCCAAGCGCGUGCAAUAAUGACAACAUGAGAAGGAAUUUACAAAGAGCUUUCCGGGAAAGCUUUAAAACAGGAACAGAGAGGGCAUGAAAAACAGAAAUAAA